Messenger RNA from Lactuca sativa (garden lettuce), 1557 nucleotides. RefSeq names its product Proteasome component (PCI) domain protein (gene COP13). NCBI's taxonomy places the organism in Eukaryota, Viridiplantae, Streptophyta, Magnoliopsida, Asterales, Asteraceae. Gene Ontology annotation, biological process: ubiquitin-dependent protein catabolic process. Gene Ontology annotation, cellular component: COP9 signalosome. The record is from RefSeq and is a predicted model, not a curated record.
CCGAGACGGCAUAACAUUCUUAAGAACCCUCUUCCGAGCGGUAUCGAUUGAUUUUGCUUCCAGUUUUCUGAUCAACGAAUCGAAGUAUAUCAAACUGAAGCGAAAAAACUAAACAGUGGUAGGAGUAGAAGAGAAGGACAUCAUGAACUUGAAUGCGAACUCGGUGGAUUCACUGGUGGCUGAAAUUCAAGGGUUUUCGGGAAGUUCUCAAGACGUAAAUCACUUGAACAAUCUUCUGAAGCAAUCUGAGGACGUUAUACGCUCUCAGGCUGCAACUUUUGCUUCAUGUCUCACUCAACUUGACCCUUCCAUUCAUUCCCUUGGUUACCUCUACAUUCUGGAAGCAUGUACAGCAGGUCCAAUUCCAGAAGCACAAGCAAACGAACUUGUUCUUUCUGUUGUCAGAUUCAUUGAUGUAUGCAGUGUAGCACAGAUCCGCUUGGUGCCUGACAAAUUUAUAUCCAUUUGUAAAAGAUUGCAUGAACAAGUUAUGAUUCUUGGUGCCCCUAUGAGAGCAGUGGCUCCUCUCUUAACUGCUAUCCGCAAGAUUCAACCAUCCUCAGAACACUUAACUCCUUUACACCCAGACUUUCUUCAAGUCUGUUUAUUAUCAAAGUGUUAUAAAACUGGUUAUAGCAUCUUGGAGGAUGAUGUAUACGAAGUUGAUCAACCAAGGGACUUUUUCCUAUACUGCUAUUACGGGGGGAUGAUUUGCAUAGGACAAAAACGUUUUGCCAAAGCAUUGGAACUCUUCCACAAUGUGGUAACUGCUCCUAUGUCUUCCAUGAACGCGAUAGCUGUUGAAGCAUACAAGAAAUACAUACUGGUUUCACUCAUUCACCUUCGCCAGUUUUCUGCCACUUUCCCCAAGUAUACUUCUUCGGUUGCUCAAAGGAACUUAAAGAACUUCUCUCAGCCCUACAUUGAGUUGGCAAAUAGUUACAGCACUGGAAAUAUUUCAGAACUUGAAGCAUUUGUGGUAGCAAAUCAAGAGAAGUUUGAGAAUGGAAACAAUCUUGGAUUGGUAAAGCAGGUUGUGUCAUCUAUGUAUAAAAGGAAUAUUCAGAGGUUGACUCAGACAUAUUUGACUUUAUCCCUUCAAGACAUAGCCAACACUGCACAGAUAAGUACUGCUAAGGAGGCUGAAAUGCAUGUACUUGAAAUGAUUGAGGAUGGUGAGAUCUAUGCAACUAUCAACCAGAAGGAUGGCAUGGUUAGAUUCCUUGAGGAUCCUGAGGAAUACAAAACAUGUGAGAUGAUUGAGCAUAUUGAUUCAUCGAUCUCAAGAAUCAUGAAACUGUCAAAGAAGCUGACAACAAUGGAUGAGUCUAUGGCAUGUGAUCCCCUUUAUCUGUCCAAGGUUGGGAGAGAGCGACAACGGUUUGACUUUGAUGAUUUUGAUGGUGUUCCUCAGAAGUUCAACUUAUGAGAGAGAUUUUAGUUGCCAUGAUCUUUGAUUAUAUAAUUUUUGUUUUUCACUGAGAGACAACAUAUGCAAUCAAUACUUGUGGAAUCUUAUUACCGUUGGCCUUUUAAUCAAGUCUUUUUUUGUGGGAA